Lytechinus pictus (painted urchin) is the source of this 1530-nucleotide messenger RNA. Its product is annotated as ankyrin-3-like. The record is from RefSeq and is a predicted model, not a curated record. Lineage: Eukaryota; Metazoa; Echinodermata; Echinoidea; Temnopleuroida; Toxopneustidae. Gene Ontology annotation, molecular function: protein binding. Bases 1 to 1530 code for a protein of 509 amino acids. The transcript has 11 exons.
AUGUCCGCAAUAAAAGUGUUCCGAAGUAAAAUAGCACUUCAGAAUAUUAACACGCCCUCCUUUUUUACAGAUGAAUGGGCUAGAAAUGAAGACAUUCGGGUGCAAGAAUAUGUAUCGAUUGUAAAAGCUGCCUAUGAAGGAGAACUGGAAGAAGUUCGACGACAACUACAGGCAAACAGAGAGUCAAUUAAUGAGAGAACCCAAGGAGGACGAAACGCCCUCCAUGCAGCUUCUGCAAAAGGUCAUCUUGAAAUCGUUAAACUCCUUGUUAGAGCUAACCUAUCCAUCAAUAGCGUAGAUGACAGAGGACUUACACCACUUCGUAUGGCGACUAUAAGCGGAAUGUUGCCUCUUACAUUGUCAGCGGCAGGGGGCCACUUAGAUUGUGUGAGAGCAUUGUUGGAUGUCACUGAUCCUUUUGAUGUAUCCCAUGCUUUUACCAGUUGCAUGGCAAGGGGUCAUCAUAUCGUAUUCACAUAUAUAAUGGUAGCUGGUGAUCAACGGGAGUGGAACAGUAUCCAGCUUGCUGCUUGGGAAGGGAAUUGCGAGCGCAUUAUGGAAUGUGUAGAAGGAGGUCAUGAUAUAGACGAGCAACAUGGAAAAUACGGGUGCACACCGCUUAUUAUAGCCAUAUGGAAAAAUCAUAUGGAAUGUGUCAAACUAAUGAUUGAGGAAGCGAAUGCAAGUGUUAAUAUGUCAGACAGUAGCGGUUGCUCCCCUCUUCAUCUUUCUAUUAAGUUGAAAAACGAAGAGGUCUUAAAACUACUCCUGGCAAAGGGGGCUGAUCUGUCUGCAGUAAACAGCAAAGGCAGGGCAGCACUACAUGAUGCUUGCAUGGAUGGGGAUCUAAACGCGAUCAAGCUUUUAGUGGAUGCAGGAGCCGAUGUGCAUAUGGCGGUAUCAAACGAAGACAGUCCAUGCCACACCCCUCUCCAGUUUGCGGCGUUUGAGGGCCAUAUGGAGUGUGUUAAGUUUCUUUGCGAAAGAGGAGCUUUCAUUGAUCCUCCAGGCGAAGAUACAUAUUCGGCGCUUUUGGCAGCUUCUUCCAGAAAUCAGAUCGACGUCAUAGAGUACUUUUUAGGAAAAAAUGCCGACAUUCAUGUUAAAAACAAGAAGGGAGAUAGUGUUCUAUUCUGGGCCGCACUAUACAAUAAUAUCGACCUGCUGAAGGUGUGUUUGGACGAUGGGCGCAUAGACAUCAACUUAAAGAACUCAUCUGGUCAAACAUCAUUGCACGUUGCGAGUGGCUUCGGACAGAUUGAGGCAGUCAAACUCCUAUUGGAGAAAAAUGCUGAUAUCAACUUAAGAGAUCAGACAGAAUCUACUCCCUUACACAAUGCUGCAGAAUGCAAUCGUGCUGAGGUUGUCAAGUUUCUUUUGGACCACGGAGCAGAAAUUCAGUCUAAGGAUAUCGAUGGUCAGAGUCCACUGCACCGUGCUGCAUCACUGGGAAGACUGGAUUCGGUAAAGAUGUUGGUGGAAAUGGGAGCAGAUAUCGCGGCAAAGCCGCCCAUCGUUCUGAAUCAAUGA